Messenger RNA from Adineta steineri, 3195 nucleotides. Lineage: Eukaryota; Metazoa; Rotifera; Eurotatoria; Adinetida; Adinetidae. The record is from the annotation of a GenBank genome assembly.
AUGUUCUCGCUCAGUUGUAUCUUAAUUUUAUUGAUUGCCUUUGGUGCUAAUGGUCAAACAAAUGAUAUAAAUAAUAUAAAUUAUGAAAAAGGUUAUCCAUUUGGUAAACUUCGUCUUGCUGAAGAAGGACAUAAUGAAGAAUUAAUACCAUCACAUGACAUGGAAAUGCAAGAAUUAACACAAGACUUACCAGCAAGAGAUAUGCCAAUAUCAAAACAAGACUUACCAGAACAUAUUCAACCAUUACAAACACCAUGUGUUGGCGCUCGUCCAUUAACAAAACUCGCUUUUCCAAAAGAUAAAACUAAAUUUAUUCACUGUCGUGAUGAAUAUCAUUAUGAAAUUACCACAUGUCCAAAUCGUGGUGAAUUCAAUGAACAAACCAGUACUUGUGCAUAUGUUGCUCCUUUAAUUAAUAAAUGUGAACAAGAAAAACCAUGUUUAAAUGAUGGUCUUUGUCAAGUAGUAUCAAAUUCAACAUUUAAAUGUAAUUGUAAAAAAGAUUGGACUGGUGAUCGAUGUGAAACACCAUUAAAUUCAUGUGUCACAAAACCAUGUGGUGCAAGUGCUGAUUGUCGUUCAUUAAAAACAGCUGAUUAUGAACAAGAUUAUGUUUGUGUAUGUCAUGGUUUACGUGGUUAUGGUCUUAAUUGCCAAGAAAUUGUACCUAAUCCAUGUUUAACAACUACUGAACAAUUUUAUCCAUUCGCAUUCAGUCAACGUGCUUACAUUCAAUGUGAUGGUGAACUUAUCCAUUUUCAACCAUGUGGUGCAUCAUUAUUUUGGAAUCAAGAAGAUAAAUUUUGUGAUCGUAAACGACCACCAAAACCAAAACUACCAACAUUAGUACCUAAACCAGCUGCAGCUAUUAUUAAAGAAAUUCCACGAGAAGAAGAAGUAGAAGAAGAUUUUGAAGACGUACCAGUUGAAACAACAACAAUCGCACAAGUUGAACAAUCAUAUUCAUAUGGUCAAAAAGGAAAAGAUGAAAAAGAAACUCUUGGCUUCAUCCCAGCACGAGUAGCUAAUCGACAACAAUUAUUAUCAAACGUCGCUAAUCAACAAACUGGUCUUAACCAAAACUUACGUGAAAAAGAAUUAAACACUCAAGAUUUAUCAAAUCAAUUUUCACAAUCAGUCGAUACAACUCAAAUCCGUCAAGAUUUCGUAUCUAAACAAAAACAAUGGCCAACUCAAUCACUUGAAAUGAACUUAAGACAACCUAUUUCUAUUCAAUCAGGACGAGUUCAACAAUUACCACAAGAAAGAGAUAUAUCUAUUUAUUAUCAUGUUUUAUUUAUAGUUAGACAACAAUGGGUACCAACAACAACUACUACUACUACUACAGUCCGACCAGUAUUUGCUGAAUCUGAAAUUGAUGAAGAAGAAUUCGAAGAUGAAAGUCACUCACAAAACGUUCAACCACAACAAAACCAAGCUUUUGGUUCUAAACAAUGGUUAAAUCAUUUACCAGAUAUGAAAACACAAAAUAAUCAACGUUUUGUUUCACAAACUAUUCAAAAUCAACCAAUUGCUCUUGAACCAGUUGUACAAAACGGAAAUCGUGUAUCAGGAUUUUCUAAUCAAAAUAUUCGUGAACAAGAAAAUUCAUGGAAAACUAAACCACUUGGUCAAGUCAGUGCCAAUCAAGGAUUAUCAUCAAGCAGUUUCACAACACAAAACCUUGGUGCACCAACACAACAAUGGCAAGGAUCUGAAACUCUUCGAAAUCAACAACGACUUCCAGAACAAAACGUACAACCUUCCGUAGAAACUACAACUUUACCAAUUGUUAUCGUUUCACAAGGUUCCCAAAAUCAAAAUUCACGAGAAUUCGAAAAUACAUGGCAAAAUAGACCAGUUAAUCACCUUAUGGGCACUAAAUUAUCACAACCCGUUGGUUUCAAUUCACAAAACUUUGCCGCACAACCACAAACAUGGCAAAACACUCAAUCUCAACUUAAUCAACAACAAUUAUCAUCAAAAUUCCCUGAAGUAGCAUCAUCACUCGAAAAUAAAAAUCGUUUCAAUUCAGGUUUACAAUCAAAUAGCCAACAAUUAUGGCAAAACAAAAAUACCAAUCAACUUCGUCAAAACUUAAAUCAAGUAGAAGAAUUAGCUGAAUCACACGAAGUUCCAUCCAUUAGUGAACAAACACAUACUACUCAAUUCUUACCAAAUCAACGAACACAAACAACUGUUUCCGAAGUAACUACUGAUUUUAAUAACGGCCGAUUAUCAAAACCAAUCGUAUUACCACUCAAACAAGAAACCCAACGUUUCGUUGCACAACCACAAUCAUGGCAAAACAAAAAUACCAAUCAACUUCGUCAAAACUUAAAUCAAGUAGAAGAAUUAGCCGAAUCUCACGAAGUUCCAUCUAUUAGUGAACAAACACAUACUACUCAAUUCUUACCAAAUCAACGAACACAAACAACUGUUUCCGAAGUAACUACUGAUUUUAAUAAUGGUCGAUUAUCAAAACCAACUGUAUUACCACUCAAACAAGAAACUGAAACCUUCGGUAAUCAACAACGAUUCAAUCGAGUACAAGAAGGAAAAGAACAAAACACUCAACGUUUCGUUGGACAACCACAAUCAUGGCAAACUUCAGAAACUGUUCGAAGUCAACCAAUGUUUUUAAAUCAAAAUCAACAAUCAUCUUUUGAAACAUCUGACUCCGGAUCAAACACAGUUCGCUCACAAGGUAUUCGAGUUCCACAAGAACAAGAACAUUCAUGGCAAAGUCAACCAAUUAAAUCUCAAACAGAUACAAUGCUUGUUUUUAAACCAACUUCAUGGACUCAAACACCAAAACAAGAAGCAACAUUUAAACCACAAAGCUGGACACAAAAUCAACCAACAACAUUCACUGAAGAAUCUUCACAAUUCGGUUUAAAUCAACCACAAAAAGGUUUACCAGUUCAAACCUCACCAUCAUGGUCAAAUAACCAACAAAUGCAAAAAACUCAAUUCACAGAUGUCGAUGAAUCAAAAAUGCAAACUACUUCAGAUUUUGCUGCUCGCCCAGUAGGAAGUUCUUUACCACAAAAUUUACGUGAACGACAAACAUCUCGAACAGGCGAACGGAUUCCACAAGAGAGUAAUACUGUUGUAGUACAACAAACAACAGAACGAAAAACUAUUGAAACAAUGCCAACACAACAUUCAGCAUCAUGGCAAACACGCCAAUAA